AUGCGCAGGGUGGGGGAAUCCAUGGAGUCCAAAGUACAAAAAGUUGCAGGACGUGAAGUUACAGCUGGUAACUCUAAUUCCCAUGCAAGCCGUGCAGUAUUUGGCAACAACGUGGAUAUUCUGGAAGAAAUCUUGAAGCACCUUGAUGCCAAGUCAGUGGGCAUCAUCUCCUGUGUUAGCAAAGGGUGUCAGCAAGCUGCAGAAAGUGAAUAUGUGUGGAAAAUCAUAUGUACACACAUCUGUCCUUCAUCUGUUUUUGAAACAGAGAGGCUACAGUCACUGGUAGCAACCAUGGGCGGAUUCAAACGCCUCUACAUGAAUUUCUUGCAUCCUCUCCACUCAUAUUCCCAUCAUAAGCACUGUUCUUCGCUGAAUGAAGAUGUCAUCAGGCUUUCUCUCUCACUGUUUUCAGUUGACUACUAUGAAAGAAGGCUUGAAUCUUUCAGGACCAGAAUGCCUCCAAUUUUAAGAUCCAUUCAGGCAUUACUGCAAUAG
Cryptomeria japonica (Japanese cedar) is the source of this 495-nucleotide messenger RNA. Its product is annotated as F-box protein GID2-like. The record is from RefSeq and is a predicted model, not a curated record. Gene Ontology annotation, cellular component: SCF ubiquitin ligase complex. NCBI's taxonomy places the organism in Eukaryota, Viridiplantae, Streptophyta, Pinopsida, Cupressales, Cupressaceae. Gene Ontology annotation, molecular function: protein binding. The transcript has a single exon. Bases 1 to 495 code for a protein of 164 amino acids. Gene Ontology annotation, biological process: regulation of gibberellic acid mediated signaling pathway; gibberellic acid mediated signaling pathway.